Postia placenta MAD-698-R-SB12 is the source of this 2628-nucleotide messenger RNA. RefSeq lists its product as hypothetical. The coding region runs from base 1 to 2628 and encodes 875 amino acids. The record is from RefSeq and is a predicted model, not a curated record. NCBI's taxonomy places the organism in Eukaryota, Fungi, Basidiomycota, Agaricomycetes, Polyporales, Adustoporiaceae. The transcript has 4 exons.
AUGCCACUCCCUGCAGACACGACGCUGGCACUGCAGGUGCCAUCCAACCAUGGCGACCCCAUACAAGCCAAGGGCAAGAAAGCCAUGAUCGUUCGCAUGUCGGCGGAGACCCUCGAAGCGCUCGAGAACGAACUCAACGCACAGCUGGACGUCGAGUUCAGCGACCGCCCGGGCAUUUAUAUUGGCGAAAGGUUCUACCCCAUGCGCCCGCUAGAGGAGAAGGUCCCGCACGAACUGUACCUCCGCGCGUCUUCGGCGGCGCGGCCCUCUAACGCGUUGAAACUUUACGCGAGCGUGGCGGGAAAGUUUACCGUCGAGCGGCAGCUCGAUAAGUCUGUGCAGGAGAAGGUGCGCGGCCGCACAAUGAACGCAGAGGACGAGCGCAAACAGCGCAAGACGAUCCUGCUCGACGCCCCCCCAGAUCUGGGCAAGCCGGCCGCCCAGAAGAAGCGCAAAGAUAAACCGAAGGGUAUCACAGUAUCUAAGAAACUCGUGCCGGUACACGAUCUGCACAGGGAUGCACCUGGUUCCAGCACCCAGGCUACCCGACUUGCUUCCCCGAGAACCGUGCCCGCAUCCCCCACCAUACAGCCGCGGGUAUCUCCUCCUAUCCCCUCCUCUUCGCGUGGUGAUGAAGGACCCAACUCGCUGAGGAGCCGCUUGGUGCACUUUAUAGCGAUUUGCCCCCGUUCCGUUGAGGCCGUGUUUAGGUAUGUCGGCGGUAAGGAAUGCGAUCCCGGUACGAAAACCACUCUCUUGAGACUCCUGAAUAUUACCGGCGAGAAGACCGCCGAAGGGCAUUGGCAGCUGGGGACCGAGGGUUGGAAGGAGAUCCGUCCAUAUGGAUGGCCCUCACUCGGCUUUAAGGAACGCCAGAAUCUUGCAGCGCAGGCACGCAUGGCGCUCACUACCCUUGGCGUCCCUAGAUCAGACCCGCUGUGGCGGCACAUGCGGGAGCAAGAACCUGAGCCUUUACCAGAACCGAGCCCCCGCGCCUCCACGCCCACGCUUGCGCCUCCGCCACAUGCGGUCGCGAGAGCAGCUACGCCCGAUCGUGUGCCGCGGAACGGCAUCCUCACGAAGGACAAGCAGAAGAAGCCCAAGGGAGCCGAGGGCAGCAAAAAGAAGGCAAGCGAUAGUGUGCCAAUGAGGGACGAGCGGCCGAACAAGGGCAAGGAGCGCGAAACUGUGCCCGUCGUGACCUUGGCGCCGUCUGCUGCUCCCACUCAGCGCAAGCUACCGGGUUCAGGGACCAAGAUGCGGGCUUCAGGGUCACCCGCCGUUGCAUCCACAUCUGGCCGUAAUGCAUCGCCUGUGCCGUCAAGCGCGUCCAAGAGGCCCGUAUCUCCCAUUCCGGAGCGCAAGGUUUCUGGUAGCACUGGUCCCAGCAGGGAUGAGCGUCCAGCUAAGAGGCCCAAACCUUCCUCGCCGCUGGUGAACGAGAUCGUCGAGGCUGCUGAGGCCGCGUCUCGCACGAAGAAGCGCAAGAAGCAAGAACGAGAAGACUUCGACGUGUCCGAGGACGAAGCUCCGCUCGCGAAGACAAAGAAGGCGAAACUCGAGAGCCACAAGACCGAGAAAGAGAGGGCGCGGGAGCGAGACUACGAUGACGAGCGUCCGGCAAGGAAGGCAAGGGAUGUCUCCUCCCCAACACGGAAGGCCAGGGAUGCUUCUCCGCCGAUGCGGAAGACCAAAGAUAAAGACGUGUCCUCGCCACUGCGCAGAGCCAGAGACGUGUCUCCUCCGCGUAAGACCGUCAAGCACGAGGCCUCUCCAACCCCUGCCCACGGAUCCAAGCUCAAACGCGAACUGUCUCCAGCUCCUCCCCGCAGGGUCAAGCGUGAGAUCUCUCCAGGUCCUUCUCGCGGAGGCAAGGUCAAUCGAGAAGCAUCUCCAGGGCCUUCUAAGAAGGCCAAGCGCGAAUCAUCUCCAGGGCCCUCCAAAAGGCCCAAACGCGAGGCCUCUCCAGAGCCUGCUAGCAGAGCGAGGGCAAAACGAGAAGCGUCUUCACUCUCAGUCACGCGAUCUCCUCUACCUCCAUCGCGAAUGACAGCGGACGACGCCGGGGACAUAUCGUCUGCAUCCUCUGACUCGCGUACGGAGAAGUCAAGCAAGCGACGCCCUACACCGGAGUUUUCGUCUACUGAAGACGAGAAGUCGAAUGCCGGGUCAGACGUGGCGGAGCCAAAAGAGGCCAAAUCAAACCAGCCAAAACAUGAGGAGGUUGAGCCCAUUCAGCCAGCACGCGAGGCUGCCGAGUCUAUUCAACCAGCUUACGAGCAGGAUGAGCCCUAUCAGUCUGCGCAUACACCACACUUGAUACCGCCCCCGCCUCCGCUGUCGGAACCUAUGGACCUCCAAGCCCUCGCACAGUACUAUCAAAAGUACUAUCCGAUAUAUUUUGAUCUCUGGAGUAAGAAAAUGAGAGUGGUCAAGCACGUAGAGAGCGUGCUGAAAGGGAGCGACGACGACCUGUUGAUGCCUGAGUUGAACGAGGUGGCGAGGCUUUUGAAGGACCCCGAGGCAGCAAAAAGGCUCAGCGACCAGCUGCACCACGCAGAAACCGUCUUGAACGACGUCGCAGCCAUGGUCAAGACACAAAUGGAUGUGAGCGUACAAGUCGGCUGA